Molecule: messenger RNA, 671 nt
Organism: Nanorana parkeri
Lineage: Eukaryota; Metazoa; Chordata; Amphibia; Anura; Dicroglossidae
Gene: TSPAN6
Product: tetraspanin 6
Exons: 7
Coding region: 84-578 (164 amino acids)
Cellular component (GO): membrane
Source: RefSeq, a predicted model, not a curated record
CCUACGUUCUCAUUGGCACUGGAGCCGUCAUCAUCCUCCUGGGCACCUUCGGCUGCUUCGCCACCUGUCGGGCCAGCACCUGGAUGCUGAAACUGUACGCGAUGUUCUUGUCUCUCAUCUUCCUGAUUGAGCUGAUUGCUGCCAUAGUUGGACUGGUUUUCAGGCAUGAGAUUCGGAGCACCUUCGAAAAUGGUUACAUGGACGCAUUGAAGAAGUACAACUCUACGGGGGAUGACCAGAGCCGAGCUGUGGACACCAUUCAGAGGACGCUCAUGUGUUGCGGAGUGAAGACGUACACUGACUGGGGACAGACCGCGUAUUACAAGACCAGCGGCAUCCCGCAAAGCUGCUGUAAGGUCCAAGUAAACUGCACGGAGGAAAUGCUGAAGGACUUGGUCAAGGCGAAGGAUGUCGUAUACAAUGAUGGCUGUAUGUCUUUUGUCACCAUCAUCAUGGAGUCACGGAUGGGCGUGGUAGCUGGGAUUUCAUUUGGCAUAGCCUGCUUCCAGCUCAUAGGGAUGUUCCUGGCUUGCUGUCUAUCGCGCUACAUUACCAACAACCAGUAUGAGAUGGUGUAAAUCUCAUAUUUUAGGAUAUAAGGGAAUAAUUCUGUGAAUCCUUGGACACUUAUGACCACACCAACCCUCAGAGAAGAGUGUUUCCACAUCGCC